Molecule: messenger RNA, 2747 nt
Organism: Aureobasidium subglaciale EXF-2481
Lineage: Eukaryota; Fungi; Ascomycota; Dothideomycetes; Dothideales; Saccotheciaceae
Product: glycoside hydrolase family 81 protein
Exons: 4
Coding region: 152-2404 (750 amino acids)
Cellular component (GO): cell surface
Molecular function (GO): endo-1,3(4)-beta-glucanase activity; glucan endo-1,3-beta-D-glucosidase activity
Source: RefSeq, a predicted model, not a curated record
AAAGACCAUCAUAUCAUCGUUAGAAACAUCUGGCAAGAGCUCGGUUCAGCCUUUUCCUACAUCAGUGGCAUCUGCUUCCACUACACUAUCCCUCAUCAACACUGCUAGCACCCGAUUGCCACAGCCUAAUGCUGUAGCAACGGCUUCGACAAUGUCAGUCAACAAUGUCUUCGUGGCGUUCGCAAGCGGCCCACCUCCGUCGCAGGUAUCACAGAGAAGUGACCAUCCUGUCGCUCGAUCUGUGAUCGCACCGCAAACCAAGAAACUACAGACCAAUAAAUUCUACGCGAACUUCUUCUUGGGCUCACGGUCUUCCUCUACCUUUACUCAUCCCUACUCUGUCGCUUGGGCGAAAGGCUCUGGUAUACUGAAGAGUUACGGCCUGGCAAUCAGUCAUAUCGAGAGAUCGCAGCUAGCAUUCGGUCCCGGCAAUCCUGCACGAUAUUUUAUCAAUCCUAUCGGUAUUCAAUCGAUUACACUCUCGGCUUCGGAGCUGGGUUCGACAACGCAGCUUACAAUGGACUCCCUGGAUGCGUUCUCUGCAAACGUCAAUCUUCUGCCUCGAGCUGGUGCUGCUCCAGCCAUCACCUUCCCUCUAGUUCAGGGCAUGGGCUUCAUCACGGGUGUCUACAGUAAAAGUACGCCACGUGUCGAGAGCAGUAUCUCAUUUAUCACCAUCACCUACAUCGGUCGUGUCGCUUCCGGCUCUACUUACAAGUAUCGGGCCAAGCUUGCCGAUAGCACGACAUGGAACAUCUACGUCACCACAUCUCAAGUCGAAUACCCUGUCAACGCCUUCACUCUGAGCAAUGUACGUGUGCUUCAAGGAGCGGCUGGAUUCCAAGGCUUCAUCCAGGUUGCAAAAGUGCCAAACGCGGAUGCAGAGAAAGUCUACGACGAAGCAGCAGGCGCAUACCCGAUUGCUGCAAAGAUCAGUGGCGCUGUCUCAGGCACUGCUGGAACUUAUAAUCUGGCAUGGACUAAACAAGGUGUCGCCAAUCGAACUUUACUUAUGUUUGCACUCCCACAUCAUGUGCAAAGUCUUACCUAUGGAGCUGUGACCGGUGUCAAGCUUCAAACUACGACUAAGGGUAUGGCUACUGGCAUAAUUGGCAACUCCUGGACUUUGGUUGAACCCAAACUCCCUAAUGACAUGGGUUUUGCACCUUGGUCGCCAUCACGCGGAAGUGUCAACAAGGUCUCGGCCGCUGCAGCCCGUUUGAUCAACAAAGCUGGAGAAAGUGAGUUGAGUCAGGACAUGAAAAAGCAGUCGAAUCUCAACUCCAUGUAUUAUUCUGGUAAAGCACUCGCAAAAUUCGCUGCUAUCGCCUAUGCUGUGCAUGACAUCGGAAACAACGCAACUCUCGCGGUCAGUGGACUGCAGAAGUUGAAGCUUGCUUUUGACACAUUCGUCCGUAACAAGCAGGUCCUCCCUCUUGUAUACGAAUCUUCCUGGGGAGGUGCGGUGUCUUCCGGCACAUACCAGACAGGAGAUUCUGGUCUUGACUUUGGCAACACUUACUACAAUGAUCAUCACUUUCAUUAUGGAUAUUUCGUCUAUGCCGCAGCUGUAAUCGGUUAUCUGGACCCCAGCUGGCUGACUCAAGGUACGAACAAAGCAUGGGUCAAUAUGUUGGUCCGCGACUACUCAAACUCUGUCACCAAUGAUGCUUACUUCCCCUUCUCUCGUUCCUUCGAUUGGUACCAUGGUCACAGUUGGGCCAAAGGCUUAUUCGAAAGUGGUGAUGGUAAAGAUGAAGAGAGUUCUUCCGAGGACACUUUGUCGACCUAUGCAAUCAAGAUGUGGGGCCGCACGAUCGGUGACAAAGCAUUAGAGGCAAGAGGAAAUCUCAUGCUGGCCGUUCAAGCAAGAUCUAUGCUGAACUAUUUCCUGUACACCUCUGACAACACAGUUCAACCUGCCAACUUCAUUGCCAACAAAGUUAGCGGAGUGCUCUUCGACAACAAGAUCGACUAUACGACAUAUUUCGGCAGUAACCCAGAGUUUAUCCAUGGCAUCCACAUGAUACCCGCUGGGUUCCCCUUCAGCGCAUACAUACGCACGCAGAAAUUUGUUACCGAAGAAUGGAAUGCCUUCUUCUCGAACGGUCGUGCCAAUGUAGAUGGAGGCUGGAGAGGCAUUCUGUAUGGCAAUCUAGCCACUAUUCAACCUGCAGCCAGUUAUGCCUUUUUCUCUGAUCCCAAGUUCAAUCCAGCCUACCUUGAUGGUGGUGCUAGUUUGACUUGGUACCUGACUUAUUCGGCAGCUUUGGGCGGGUCUCCAGCUGCAGCGAAGCGGUCAGAGGUGGAAGAUGUGGUUUUGGAAGGAGAGCCAGAGAUUGAGGAAGAAAGAGCACACAGGGCUGUUCAUAGACGCAGAAGUCAUGGACAUGCCAAGCUCUGAGGAUGAUGAAUGAGUUUACAUUCUUCCCAAGCCGCGGGACGGUUGUAUUGGGGAUGCUGGACAUUCUUUUGACAUUCUUUUGGAGUACUGAGGCGAACAUACAUACCCAGCACAGCACAUAACCACCAACAUAUUCAAUCAUUCCACACGCAUCGAAUUAUGUGUGAUGUCAAGAUAUUUCAUUCGAUGCCUCUUCAUUUCCGGUCACUAGUCAUUGUACCGAUGCCAUGACUUGUUCCAUCCAAGGGUAUACAUAGCUAUUGGCCUCGGGGUAUCCUAGAAGUGAGAAAAGGGUCAGCAAACUUCUCUUACAUUACAGCCCUCUUCGUCUUCUCUACAGUAU